UGAUCACAGUUGAGCCAUGUGCUUGCAGAUCCUGUCAACUUCAUAAUAGGGCCACUUCAGUAUCUUGAUGCUGUACAUAAACGUGCAUUAUUGAAUUUUGGGCUUGUUUCUCAGGUCUACAAGGGGCAAACGCAUCUCAACGGGUUGUGAUAGGCCACUUUCAAUACCAACACAGCAAAACCAGGUUUAUCAUUUUUUUCACCAUAUCCAACUAACCAUAUUCCAAUUACGGUUGGCAUCUGAAUGAUACCGGCCCAUUAACAUGUCCAGUAAUACCUUAACUCGGGUUCAUCUGUUCAGAAUAGCUGCAGGGAGGCAGAAUGUGUCCAUAGCUGCAUGUGCAAGACUAUUUACCCCAUUGAACUACCUUAUAAACAGAACAAGCACCCGUCAAAAUCAGUUACCAGAUUCAGAUAAAAAUAUCGAGAAAUGAGAUGAAUCAUUUAUGUGAUUUCAUUUUCCUUUACUAAAUAUGGUGCUGCAAAACAUGAAUUAUUUGAACCUCGAAAACAAAUUAAAUUGCUUAUCCAUCAUGUUGUUCCCAGUGGAAUAAUGAUAGAGAGUCUGCAGUUUGCCACAUCUUGGAUCAGUCCAUGCCUUUGCAAUUGUCCACUUCAUGUCAUCACCACCUACUUCAUACAUGUUUUGCAAAAGAAGAUGGCCAAACAAACCUUCGAUGCCUCCGAGCGACCGCUUCACCUUCCUGGCGUAUCACUCGUAAUGCAUAUCCACCUUGAGAAAAACCUUUCCGUUCGUCUGCCUCUUCUUCUCUGCUUUCUUCUCUUGUUGGCCCUGGCCGGGCAGGGGAGCAAGAAGGACAGGAGGCAGAACCCCUGCUCGCGUGAGAGAGAGAAAAGGUAGUGCCCAUAUGUGUUUGGCGAAGCCAUCUGCAGAGCCCCCAUGCAUGCGAUCGGCAGCGCCUGCCCACAGAGGGCUCGUGGCAUGGGGAGCCUUCUGAAUUAGCAAAUGGUAAUAAAACAUAGUAAUGGAAGAAAGCAAAUAAAGCCACCACUCGUCGCGAGGUAACGCUGGCUACCUAGUCUCACUAGAGCAACUACCCACAUGCUCUGGUGCUCUCUUUCAGAUGCUUCCUUAAGGUUUGGAUUCCGGCAGCCCAACCGUCGCCGGCAGCGUCGCCGACUCUAGAAGUGGGGAAGCGGCGGCUCACCUCCAACGUCACGUGUUUCUUUUUAUAAAAGAAUAAAAAAGAACAGUAUGAUUUCUGAAGAUUCCGCGUUCCGCUCCGAGGCAAGCGUAGCCAUCAACAAAAUCAUUGAUGGCUUGUUUGGAUGCCCGUUACAAAGGCCAUGGUGCAAACCCAACUGAGGGAGCCAUGCAGAGUAAGCACACCCUCUUGGGCCUCCUGCAGGCAUGCACUAGCCUCAAGCAAGCACAACAAACACACUGUCAAAUGAUAACCAAAAACCUGGCCUCGGAGACCAUUCUACUCAACAAGUUGCUGUCUUUCUGUGCUAUUUCUGAUGAUGGCUGUCUUGACUAUGCCUGCACCAUUUUCUCCCGCACCGAUCAACCUAGUGUACUCAUGUGGAAUGUUAUGAUCAGAGGGCACUCCCUGUACAAUAAACCUGAACAAACCCUCUUCUUCUUCAAGGGGAUGCAGCAAGCAGGCUUGUCGCCGAACAAUUAUACGUACCCGUUUCUUCUCAAAUCUUGUGCUCUCCUCUCGGAGACAAAACAUGGAGAAGGGAUCCAUGGGCAUGCAGUGAAGAGCGGGUUUGAGCUAGAUAUAUUUGUUUCCAGUGCCUUGCUACAUCUUUAUGCUUCAAGUGAGAGGAUGGAAUCUGCAGAGCUUCUGUUUGUGAAAAUGCCCAUAAGAAAUGUUGUCUCAUGGACCACCAUGAUUGCUGGCUAUGCACAUUGUGGCAAGGGUGCAGACGCUAUAAGAGUUUUCAAGGAGAUGCAGGUGAAUAACAUCCAUCCUAACCAUGUCACGUUAGUUAGCGUUCUUGCAGCCUGUGCACUAACGGGAGACCUGGAGAUGGGGAGAUUCAUUCAUGGUUAUGUUAGGCGAAGUGGGAUGCAGACGGUAACUGCUCUAGAAACCGCUCUUCUGGACAUGUAUGCUAAGUGUGGCAGGUUGGAUGUUUCUCGUGAAUUGUUCAAUGAAAUGCCUGACAAAAAUGUCAUCUCUUGGAAUGCAAUUAUUGGUGCAUACAAUCAAGCAAGACAGCACAAGGAAGCCGUAAGGCUUUUCUACAGAAUGCGACUCCAUAACAUCAAACCAGAUAAAGUAACCUUUUCGGGCAUCUUGACUGCAUGUGCUCACCUUGGAGACGGAGGUUUGGGUCAAGCAAUUCAUGCUUAUGUUACCAAGAGUAACUUCAACACGUGUGGUGCUCUUGGUACAGCUCUCAUAGAUAUGUAUUCUAAGUUAGGAGAUACAGACAGUGCAGUUCAGAUCUUCCACAGCAUUUCGCACAAGGAUGCAUUUACGUGGACUGCUAUGAUUGCAGGAUUGGCUAUGCAUGGACAAGGAAAAGGUGCACUUGACCUCUUCGAGGAAAUGCUAAGAGAAGGGGUACACCCAGAUGAAGUCACAUACAUGGCUGUUCUUUCUGCAUGCAGUCAUGCAGGACUGAUACAGAAAGGCUGUGAAUAUUUUGAUUGCAUGACAACUCUGCACAGAAUCCAGCCAACCGAGGAGCAUUAUGGUUGCUUGGCUGAUCUUCUUAGUCGUGCUGGGCUCCUUGAAGAGGCUGAGAGAUUAGUGGAAUCAAUACCAGUCAAACCAAAUGUUGCAAUAUACACCGCUCUUUUGAGUGGCUGUAGGAUCUACAGGAAUGCAGAUUUAGCCCAGCGUAUUACGAAAAAGAUUGUUGAGCUCAAACCUGAAAGAGCUGGUGUCCAUGUGCUACUCUCAAAUGUCUAUGCUAGGGAAGGUAGGUGGCAAGGUGUGAAGCUGGCCAGAAAAGUAAUGAAAGAGAAGCGAAUAAAGAAGUAUCCUGGAUGGAGCUCGAUCAUCAGGGAUGCUGAUCGUCUAUGACAUUCUGGACAAAGUGAAUGCCAUGAGAGAACAGGCAGGCAGUGCAGAGGUUGUACUUCUUGUUAUAGAAGAGGAACUGGUUCCUACGUUGAGUAGUUGGUUUUGCAUGGUCCCAUGAACCAAAAUAUGUAAUUCUAUAAAGAAAGCUGUGUCUUAGUACCAAAUAGGGCUUCAUUCCCCGCCAUAAGUCAGGAUGGGUGUUGCAUAUGUAUGGCCAUUGAGGUCUGAGAGAAGGGAGUUCUGGGAGAAGCUUCUCAUAAUUGUGAUAUUUACAGAAUGUACACGCAACCAGCUGAAAUGAAAAUCUUUGUUCUGUGAGACGGAUCUUGCUUCUCAUGCCAAAUAGUACAUACAUAAUGGUUGUAUUUACAAACAGAAACAAAUCAUUACAAACAAGACGUCAGCUUUGUCAUGGGAAAACAUCAGAAUAUGCCUAAGCUGUUCCAGCAGAAUGAUUUUUACUGUAAGAUCCAAAGAGCAAGACUACUGCCAAGAAAGAGAAGUAACUCUUCAUGCUUCCAUCUCUAAAUACGAAUUACAGUUCCCAUGGCUUCAUGAUGCCCUUAAGCAUCCAAGAAUACCACUGCUAUACCAGGGAGCACGGACAUGAUACAAGACAGGUAAAAAAGAAAUUAAAUAGCUUCAACAGCAUAUGCGUUAGGAUCCCUAGCCUUUUUGUCAUGAAAGCGAGCUGCUGAAGUGGCUUAUUUUAUGGGAUAGAAAAUCGACC
This is a messenger RNA of Nymphaea colorata (pocket water lily), 3734 nucleotides long. Its product is annotated as putative pentatricopeptide repeat-containing protein At3g05240. Gene Ontology annotation, biological process: RNA modification. The coding region runs from base 1277 to 3004 and encodes 575 amino acids. The transcript has a single exon. Lineage: Eukaryota; Viridiplantae; Streptophyta; Magnoliopsida; Nymphaeales; Nymphaeaceae. Gene Ontology annotation, molecular function: protein binding; RNA binding. The record is from RefSeq and is a predicted model, not a curated record.